AUGGAUUCUGCUAAAAUUAUAAAUACCCUAAAAGAUUUUGAUGGAUAUCCCAAAACUUUAGAUGAUUAUAGGAUACGAACCUUAGGUGGAGGGGCAGUUACGGUUGUAAGCUACAUUAUUAUGACAUUACUUUUUAUAUCUGAAUUAAACACAUACCUAACUCCUGAUAUUUCUGAAGAGUUAUUUGUUGAUACAACAAGAGAACCUAAAUUGCAAAUUAAUCUAAAUAUUACAGUGCCUGAAAUCUCUUGUAAAUAUUUAUCUUUAGAUGCGAUGGACUCUUCUGGAGAACAGCAUUUACAAAUUGAACAUAAUAUUUAUAAAGUAAGUUUAGAUAAAAAUGGAAUUCCAAUUAAAGAGCCAGAAAAAGAAACGUUUGUAAAACCCGUCAAUGAAACUAAAGAAAAAAAAUGUGGUAGUUGUUAUGGAGCUGAAUCUGAAACUCUAAAUAUUACUUGCUGCAAUACUUGUGCAGAUGUCAAAGAUGCAUAUAUGAAAAGAGGCUGGGGACUAAAUAAUUUGGAAUUAAUUGAACAGUGUAAAAACCUUAGCCAAAACAAUAUUUUUAAUGAAGGUUGUUUUAUAUAUGGAACAAUGGAAGUAAAUAGGGUGGGAGGAAGCUUUCAUAUAGCUCCGGGCCAAAGUUUCUCAAUUAAUCAUGUCCAUGUUCAUGAUGUGCAGCCUUUUAGUUCUAAAGCAUUUAAUACAUCACAUAAAAUAGAUCAUUUAUCAUUUGGAUAUAAUAUUCCUGGUAAAACAAACCCAUUGGAUGGGAUAGUAGCAUUAACACAUGAAGGAGCGACUAUGUUUCAAUAUUACAUUAAGAUUGUACCCACCAUUUAUUAUUAUUACGAUAAAAGUGGUACAAUUUUAACCAACCAAUUUUCAGUAACAAGACAUCAAAAAUCUGGCAGUGAAACGAUUGGUGUGCCACCUGGUAUAUUUUUUAAUUAUGAACUUGCUCCAAUAAUGGUCAAAUAUACAGAAAGAAAAAGAUCAUUUGGACACUUUGCGACUAAUGUCUGUGCCAUAAUUGGCGGAGUAUUUACAGUGGCCAGUUUAAUCGAUGCAUUUUUAUAUAGAUCUGUACAAGCAUUUAAAAAAAAGAUAGAAAUUGGAAAAUUUUAUUGA
Messenger RNA from Pediculus humanus corporis (human body louse), 1131 nucleotides. Its product is annotated as Endoplasmic reticulum-golgi intermediate compartment protein, putative. Bases 1 to 1131 code for a protein of 376 amino acids. Gene Ontology annotation, cellular component: endoplasmic reticulum; Golgi membrane; endoplasmic reticulum membrane. The transcript is spliced from 7 exons. Gene Ontology annotation, biological process: endoplasmic reticulum to Golgi vesicle-mediated transport; retrograde vesicle-mediated transport, Golgi to endoplasmic reticulum. The record is from RefSeq and is a predicted model, not a curated record. Lineage: Eukaryota; Metazoa; Arthropoda; Insecta; Psocodea; Pediculidae.